UUUUGAACAACCUUGGAUAUCGGAAGAUUUAUAAUUGUGUAAUUAAGUAUUUAGUUGAAAAAUUGGACACAUUUCAAAAUACAGGGGAAAAUAUCUCAUUUUGUACAAUCUGAUGGGAAUCAUCGGCUAGUAUCAGAACUUGGAAUCAAUCAUAAUAAUUAAGAAAGUAAAAAACAGUUUAGUCCUUUUUUUAGUAGUUUUUAUUAGGAAGUAGUUAUAUACCUGUAUCAUUUGUCAUCGACUGAGUUUGAAAUUAAUUAUUAUAUAACAAUAAAACUACCAAAAUCUGUUUCGGCUCCAAAAUGCUCGCAAAAAUUUAUAAAUUGGCUUCUAAACUGUGAAAAUUAUAUUGUGAUAAAACAUUAUAUUAAAUUGUUUUUAUAGAUUUCAGAAAAAUGGUUGUAUCUGAAGGAUGUUUCAGGGACCUUGACAUAAUAGUAGCAAACAGAUAUUCCCGGGCCCUUGACUCUAUUCUCAAACAGAGCGCGGACCUUAAGGAUGAUACGUACAUACAGCAUCUGCUAACAGAGACAGAGUCCAGAGUGAACACUGAAAGUGAGUUUAAAAGCUGUGGUAUAUUUAGGUUUAUUGAAACCGUCCUGGCCGGAGCUUUGAAGGUCCCGGGGCUGAAAACUCUAGCUCUGAACCUAUCCCGGAUAGUCCUGCUAAAACUAGAAUCUGCUCCCAGUAUACUAGACCUGGUUGAGCAAAAGAUAGAAGAUCUCUGUCAAUCUGAUGAUCAAAACUUGAUCUCGGCACUACUACACCUAAUACAGUCUAUCCUUAAUAAGAAUGAACCCCCCAUUCUUAGUGGACAAUUAGUUAGUAUCGCAACAAAAAGAAAAUUUCUAGAAAUGGUGUUAAAAAAUCUUCAAAGUCCAGUUUCCUAUCAUAUAAGUGAUCGCUCUAUUAAGUGCUUUAUCUCAAUUCUAACAGUAUUAUCACAAAUCAAACAGGAUGAAAAAUCCGCUAAUUACAAAAAAAUCUGCCAAAAUCUUCUCGUUGAAUAUUUUGAGAACGCCAAGGACACAAAACUUCUUCUGGCCCAGUUGAAACAGAUGGUGAAGCAGGUUAAGAUUAGUGAAUUAAAGACAGAACUGUUUGAAUUUGUGAAGUGUAAACUAGAUUAUUCAAUGAUAAGCUUUGGUGCUAGAGAUUUCUGCUUUGUUCUGCUUGAAUCCGGGCUAGACAACGGAGAUAUAGAAGAAACAGCAAGAAAGUUAGUCCGUGUCGAGGAUCCUACAUUGCGCCUGACAGCUUGCGUUGAAAUCACCAGAAUACUUCCCAGAGCUCCUAAUCUAGUAACACAUGUUACAGAUUAUCUGAACCUGGUUGGAACAGGGCCAGAUUUUAUCAGAUUCAUCUCUAAACCAAACAUAGGAGAUAACAUUUCAUCCAACCCUCAUAUUAGGAGAAAAUGUUUGGAGGGUUGUGUAAAAGUACUUGAGGAGGAAGAAUCUGAAAAUAUCCAGAAUAUACUCGCUGUGCUCACGUUUGUCCAAGGAAUUUCUCAAUUUAAUGAUCUUGAAUGCUUAGAGAACAUCCUCCAGUUUAUCAGAACGACGUUAGGACGGUUCAUGGGCGUGCCUGACAACCUUAAAUCCUGUUGCUGUCAAACCCUGUCCUCCCUUGUCCUACAUGAUGUUAUCGGCAGUCAGGCAGCGCUGGAGUUUUUGUCCUCCCUUGGUUACAAUUGUGUGAGUGAUACUGGAUCAUGGCAGCUUAAAGAUUCCGCUAUCCAGUGUCUGUGUAUUAUUCUGAAAUCCUGCCUGCCUGUCCUAUCCUUGGAACAACUCUUCUGUAUUCAGAACAUUAUUAACUCCACCCAGACAAACUACAACAGCUAUGUAAGAUCUGGAUCCUACCAACUCUGGUCUUCCCUACUCAACCUUCAAGCAGGGUUGACCGAAGAUGACCAGCAGUUUAUCUAUUCACGUGCAGAGAAAACUUUAUUAACCGACGAGGAAGCCAUUGUUCGAAGAGAGUGUGUGGACUUUGUUAGUUCUGUCGUCUUCCUUCUAAAUUCAAGGGAGUUGGAACAGAAGCUGUCUAAUCUUCUCAUUCAUGUUCUUAGCAAGGAUUUUGAUUGGGAAGUAAAGCUAAAAACUGCCUCUGUUUGGACGAAGAUCUUUACUAAGCACAAGCAAGAUUUAGAUAGAAACGAAAGUCUUCAAAAUUGCGGAUUUUUCAACGGACUUAUUCUCGGGUUGACCGACUACGAGGGUUCAGUUCGAGGAAGGUUCGAAGAGCUUCUCGAGGAACUUGAAGAUGAUUUAAACCUUAGAGAAGAACAUUGUUUGAACAAGAUCCAAAAGUUGGAUAUCGCGGCAUUAAACUCCAGGAAAUCUGUCCCGAACAAAAGUGUUCCGCAUUUUGAAGAAGACGAUGUUGAUGAUAUUAUUGAGAGGAUAGUUGAAGCAGAGGACUCGGAUCUUGUGGCUGAAUUACACACUAGCGCCGUCUGCACAGACACAAAAAUUGUGAAUUAUUCGAAAAAAAGUUUUCCGGAUUUUCUGCUAAUUUACCGAGACCGGAGGUUGGGGAUAGAGGAUGAAGAAGAAGAUUUUCUUGAUUCUAUUCUAGAAGAUAUUAUCAACUCUACAGACAAUAAAGGACUAGUAGAGAUUGUCGACUGCUAUUGACCAGUGAUUUUUUACUUAAAAAAGGUGCUCACCGAAAAGAUUUAAUUUCAGA
Molecule: messenger RNA, 2694 nt
Organism: Eurytemora carolleeae
Lineage: Eukaryota; Metazoa; Arthropoda; Copepoda; Calanoida; Temoridae
Exons: 11
Coding region: 396-2642 (748 amino acids)
Source: RefSeq, a predicted model, not a curated record